CUACAUUGCAGUUGAGUGAUAUAGCGUCGUUUGAUGAUGAAGGCUUUUUUUCUUGCGGUUGUGCUUCUUUUUGGCUUUGCCAGCGCCAGACCAAAGCCGGAAAAGAGAGACCUGAGUUGCACAUUUCCAAAGCAAUUGUCGGGAAGACUCUACAUGGUAACCUUCUCUGGCUCUGGAGGCACGUCUAAGAUUGACAUGACAUUCAACAUGGACUCAGAACAAGAGAUAGCGCAAUUCACCUCAAGAAUUGACGGUCAAGAAUAUAACUCGAUAAUGGAUUACAAAGAGAGCAAGGUAUACACGGUAGCAUCUGAGAGAUGUUAUGUUUCAUCGCUUGACGGUGAAAUAUUUCCGACUGAAAAUCUUAAGGCCCUGACAGAGUACACGAGUGGAAAACUUGGAAUGAAAGGAACCUUGGUUGAUGUGUACGGAGGAGUGAUAGAUAAAGCUCAUUUCAUUAUUACUUUCGAGUCUGGCGCCCAGUGCAUACCAGUCAGCUUUGGUUCAACGGAACCGGGAUCUGCUACCUCUGCAAGGUAUUUCGACUUAAGAACCAGCGUUGAUCCUGAAAAAUUAAAGAUACCAGAACAUUGUAGUGUUGCUCCGUCACACCGCAGAUCCGUUACAGACAUGAUUCAUCCAAAAAGUGUUCAUGCCGCGAGCGUGCAGGCAGCUAUGAGGAGGGGAGUUUCCUGGCUCCUUACCCAAAGGGACCAGAAAAGAGGAUUCCCUUGGACUAAUCUGCAGAAGAGGGGAUUCCCUUGGACUAAUCUGCAGAGGAGGGGAUUCCCUUGGACUAACUAACCUGCAGGCUCCCGACAAAGGGUGAUUAUCCUGACCCGUCAAAGGAUAACAGAGAAGAUGAGCAGUGCAACCCUUGCUCAGUCGAGUUUCUUUUGAAUAAAUACAUGAUUGUAGUUGUGUCUUUGAGCAUAAAAUUAAAGUUGAUUUGUUCAUCAUUA
Messenger RNA from Stylophora pistillata, 962 nucleotides. RefSeq lists its product as uncharacterized. NCBI's taxonomy places the organism in Eukaryota, Metazoa, Cnidaria, Anthozoa, Scleractinia, Pocilloporidae. Gene Ontology annotation, biological process: cell-matrix adhesion. Gene Ontology annotation, cellular component: extracellular region; lysosome. Gene Ontology annotation, molecular function: calcium ion binding. The record is from RefSeq and is a predicted model, not a curated record.